AAAUAUUAUUUAGGCAACGAAAACCAAUUUAUUACAUUUUUAUAAUGGUAUAUAUAAGAGUGGGGCGGUCGGCGGUCGGCGGCGGUGGCUCGUCGAAUCGUCUCCAUUACCGGAUGACAUAGGCGGCGGCCGACAGUCGCGAUAGAGGAUGUGCCGAAGUCGCCCAAACAGUUUGCGCACACAAUGUGUACCAUCCGAUUUUGUUUCACCGCCACCGUAGCGUUUCUCGUUGUCACGGUCGGCGGCAGAGGCGUGUCUUCCGAAGAUUAUAUCGUUUUGGGUCGAAAGUGCUGCCUGUCGGAUCGGCUGUACGAUCCGGAAAUGCGGUUCUGCAGACCACACGGGACGGACGUUGUAGAGCACGAGGAGAGGUUUAUUAAUCGACUGCGGUACGGAUUCCGGAUAGCGGACAAUGAUUUGUUAAAUAUGACCUAUUAUCCGCCGCCAUAUUGCAAUGCCAUGGAAGUGCUAGUCGACAUGCCCACCGUGGAGGUGCGUGGGCUGAUGGAGGCGAACCCGUCGCCCAUCGAGUUGCCGCCGGACCACUGCUUCGACCUGACGCCGUCCGAUGAGCUGGUGGCCCGGGGGUGCCGCCCGCACGACCAAUACUGCGGCCGGGCCAAUUACACGUGCGUCAACAAGUGCUGUGGCGUCGGACGUAUUUUCGUCUACGACCCCGACAUGGGCGAUUAUGUGUGCAAAUAUAACGAGAUGCCAUUCGAUUUGUCCGCGUAUGAAACAGACGCAAGGCGGGAAGUCCGUUAUAUUAGUAUAACAAUACUACCUCCACAACCCCCUGAUCUAAGAACUGUCCCGUCCAACUAUUCUUGGUGA
Molecule: messenger RNA, 834 nt
Organism: Acyrthosiphon pisum (pea aphid)
Lineage: Eukaryota; Metazoa; Arthropoda; Insecta; Hemiptera; Aphididae
Exons: 3
Coding region: 184-834 (216 amino acids)
Source: RefSeq, a predicted model, not a curated record